Molecule: messenger RNA, 2501 nt
Organism: Physcomitrium patens
Lineage: Eukaryota; Viridiplantae; Streptophyta; Bryopsida; Funariales; Funariaceae
Source: RefSeq, a predicted model, not a curated record
GCCACCAGCAUUACCACUGCAGCCGCGCGCAUCCUCAUGUCGCCCUCUUUUUGAUCAUAUGAGAGCCCCACCCUUCCCUAGAUCCUACCUGCCCUACCCGCACCACCCUGUACUACUUUCUUCACAAGCUCUGCUGGUCGCAACUCCCGAUCUAUCUCCUCCUCCUCCCGAUCUUUCUCCUCCUCCUCCCGAUCUUUCUCCUCCUCCUCCCCUUGGUUUGUUUCCCACGCGUGUUUGAGCCCUACUUUGUGCAGAUACUAAUCUGCCGUGGUUCGGGUACUGCUGGGUUGUUGUGACAGGAAGGUUUCGUGUGCGGUGGGUGGACUCGUUGCCAGGGAUCGGAGCAGGUCGGAGUCCGCCGCGAGUUGCAGUUUUGCGAGGCACUGAGUGCGAAAGAGCCUGAGUGAGUGAGUGAGAGAGAGGCGAAGUGUGCAGUGGAGGGCGAGGAGCGUGGGGUGGAGUCGUCGAAUCAGACGUUUCUGCGUUUUGGAUGGAGAGUCGGGGACCUGGUUUGUAUCAGAAAAAAAUUGCUCUAUAGAAGAUGGGACAACUAUGCAUGUGAAUUUGAAGCAGAUGACUUUCCGAGAUCACCAGAAACGCCGCAGUCUAAAAACAAUUUCCAGUUUGCUCGCAGUAGACAAUGCGAUGCCACAAUCAAGCGGGAGUUGACUUUAAGGAUGAAGGUUUCAGCCAAUUAGUCUGAUGAGUUCCGGUCAUGCCCUAGAUUUCCGCAUAUGCUAGUCCGUUGAAAUACUUUAGCAAUCCUCAUUAACUUGAUGCGCCUGAGGAUCUCAAUCACAAGUGAACUAUCUCUACAGCCGUUACGGUUUUGCCUAUAGUUCACAUUGACGAGCUCAACCUAGACUCUCAAUCUUCACCCUAUAUCUGAAUUCCUGAAAUGAAGCUUUGUACCUUGUGGAAAAUCGCUGACCUGGGCGAAGAAUGAUUGCUUAUUGGCGGAGUUGCUGGUUUGGAAGCAAUGCGUUCAUGAGACCAUCGACAAUUGAGUUUAUGUUCCCACGUGACCUUCAUCUGAGAUUUGUUACGCAAGGGACAGGUUGGUCGCAAGAAGCCCUCGAAAAGUUUAGCACUUCGAGAUUACUGAGACACUGACUUAGGAAUGCGUCCUUGAGCUGUAAUUAGAUACUUGAUGAUCUGGCCACCGAAUGUGUGUGCAAGAUAGUACACCGCAGGGGCUAGUAAUUUGAUUAGUUAAUGGUGACGAUGAAGGUGUUCGCGGUGUUAAUGCUGCUACUCUACCUCUGCCUCGGAGCGUUAGCAGCUCACUUUGGGUUCUCAGCAAGACACACCAGUAACACCAGAGAGUACCAUGCCUUGCUUGUCAGGGACAUUUGCAUCUAUCCGGACAGUCCCGCACAAACCACGGGGCUCCUUGCGGGCCUCAUUCUGCUCGUAGCUCAAAUUCUUGUCAUCGCAACAUGCGGUUGCACAUGCCACUGGAACAACAGGAACCAAGUGGGGGGCGUGAAUGCCACUAUGGUCGGGCUUGGCUGCAUUCUCGGCUGCUUUGCCACUGGAUUGUCUGCGGCAUUUUUUGCAUCAGGCAGUGCGUUGAGCAGACCAGCGGAACGAUAUAGGCAGCGGCACAAGACUGACGACUCAAAUGACUGUGCCCAGCCGAAGUUCACCGUUGCCAUUGCUCUGCUAUUUACUGCCGUCUGCCUGGGGAUCAUCUUCUUCAUCGGAAUCAUCCGAGAAGCGCGAAAGGGUGUGUUGACAAAUCCAAUACCGCAGGUCAUUCCGCCCACCGCCGUAGUACCCGAACCAGACGACCCUUCUCGUUUUCAAGACUCGGCACCUCCUAGCACUCAAUGGCUACCUGUGUAGUACUUCAACAUAUGGCGCUGUGGGAUUCUUAACGAGUACUCGGAGCUCAGUAUGAUGCUACUUUGUGCUCACAUAAAGCAUCUGAUUAUAGCAAUGGCGUAGAUAGAGGUCAUCGCUCCGCACACUUCGAGCUCUCCACCGACACCUGAGGUGGGUCGAAGCCUCUGUUCAUGCACAAUCGUUUUUUAUUUUUAUUUUUUAUCAACGCUACGAGCCUUGCGAUGGUUACUCGCACAUGGACUGCCGACAGAGGGAAAAAAACAGAAACCAUGAAAAGAAGAAGCACGCAAGUGUUGAACAAUCGAUCCAGACCCAACUUCUGCCAGACCUUCGAGAGAGUCACGGAGAGCAGACCAUCCAGUCCACGCAACCUUCAUACAUUACACAUCUUUGAAACUUCUGGAGCAUGUUCGUCUUGGAACAACCCACCAGGAUCUCAUGAGAUAAUAUUGUCGCAGACGUGAAUAUCAACCUGAAAACGUUAUGUUCAUGAGGGCAUUGUUCCGCUGGGUAGCCACAUAUACUGUCAAGCAUUCGUUUUGUUGCAUGUGGAAAUCUAUCUUCGUCGUCGAUUGUAACGAUCAAGAAACACAUUCGUCAACGGACGUGUGCUACGGAGUUCAAUGAGAGAAUAAAAUGACUCCUUCCGUAUC